Molecule: messenger RNA, 2507 nt
Organism: Acanthopagrus latus (yellowfin seabream)
Lineage: Eukaryota; Metazoa; Chordata; Actinopteri; Spariformes; Sparidae
Product: caspase-1-like
Exons: 11
Coding region: 319-1722 (467 amino acids)
Biological process (GO): regulation of apoptotic process; proteolysis
Molecular function (GO): cysteine-type endopeptidase activity
Source: RefSeq, a predicted model, not a curated record
GCCAUAAAAACCACAUCCUUUCUUGCAAAGCAGCUCUGAUUGGUCCAGAUGGAUCCCACGCCGCUGGCUCAUCAUCUUUCAAACUUAAGAAGACUGCUUGGGGGGGACAAAAAGACAGAGGACUUUAACAAUCAAAACAUUGGGCCUUUUCUUCCUCUGCCAUGUACCCGCUAUAAAAGUGGGGGAGGGGGGAUAACUUCUUAUGUUUAUGACUGGGCGGGGUUCCAUGUAGCCCAUGAUAACAGUUGAGCAGAACAUCUCCAAAUUAGGCUUUGUGCACGAUCGUCCUUCAUCUGCAGCCCUCGACCCCGCGACACGAUGGCAGAUCAGCUCCUCAGGGCGAGGGUGGAUUUUGUGAACCGGGUGUCUUCACCAGCUAUCUCUCAGCUCCUGCACCUUACUCUACAAGACUGCAUCUUGAGUUUUGAGGAGAGACAAAGGGUUCACGAGCACAGAACCUCAGCAGACAUGGCACGAGCUCUCAUUGACACUGUGAGUAGGAAAGGAGACCUAGCCAGCAGGAUGUUCAUCUCUCACAUUCAACAUGUCGAGCCUUAUCUCUACGAAGUUCUGCGUGAGUCCUGGGGCCUACCUGCUCCACCAGCUGCAGAGCCCCAGAUGGAGGAGGAGGAGAGGUCGACCUCGCUCAUCUCCCAAACCACCAUAUCAGCUAUCAUGGCAUCCAUUUUUGAGAAACUGAAUGAAAUAUACAGGAAUCAGGAUGAGGCCAGCAGGACGAUGAUCACUAACAUCAAAAGCAAAGACCCUACACUUCACUCCAAACUGGCCUGUGGUCAAACUGCUCUGCCAGCUGCAGAACCACAGAGGGAGAAGGAAUUGUUGACCUUGUUCCUCAAUAGCCCCGUGAUGUCAUCCAUCUUUGUGUCUGUGGCUGACAAACUGAGUAACACAAAUAUUUACCCUGUGACCAAAAAGUCCAUUGAGAAUCGUGUGGCCCUGCUUAUCACUAAUAUCAACUUUACUGAUAGGACACUAAACAGAUACGGUGCUGACAGAGAUGAGGCAAACAUGAAGAACGUGCUCAGAGGUCUGGGAUACGAGGUGGUGCCACACAGAGACCUCACAGGAGACGCCAUCGGUGCUGCUAUCAGAAAGUUCUCUGAACAUCCGAAACUCAAAGAGACGGACAGUGUGGUGGUGGUUAUAAUGUCUCAUGGGAAACUGGGAUCUGUCCUCGGUGUCGACUGGAAAAAAAAGACAUCUGGUGAUGAGAAACCAGAUGAGUUCCCCAUCAACGACAUUUACAAACACUUGGGCCCAGAGGAAUGUGAAGCGCUGACGAACAAACCCAAGAUCAUCAUCAUCCAGGCCUGCAGAGGAGAGGAGGACGGAUCAGUACCUGUUAAAGAUGGUGCAAACGCAGCUGAACCCUGUGAGGAUGUGGACCAGCCGGGUCCAUGCUCGUCUGCUGGUGAACAGAACGGCAGUUCUGUGCGACGCGUGCACAGAGAGAAAGACUUCAUCUCUCUUCUCUCCUGCACCCCGGAUACUGUCUCAUAUAGAAACCCAAUCAAUGGGUCUUAUCUGAUCCAGUUUGUGGUUGAAGUAUUCAACACCUGCGCGCAGAAGGAUCACAUUGUGGAACUUUUCACAAAAGUCUUGCAACGCUUUGAAGACUUUCCAAUUGCCAGCGAUUUACAGAUGCCAACCAUCAAUAGAUACUCUCUGACGAAGUGCUUCUACUUCAAUCCAGGCCUCUGAGAUAAGACUGAGUGUUGGUUGGUGCAAACUUUGCAUCAGUAUUUAACAUUGGGGCUCACUAGUUUAUCAUAAUGUGAGAUAAACUAGUUGGUGAACUUUGGUUUCUAUGUACUUAAAUCAUUGCAUUAUUAUUUUUAUAUAUCCGAGAGUAGUACACGUUCUUUUAUACUUUUUGUAGAUUAUUUUAAGGAACUUGACUUUUUCCUGUUCUCAAAGCCACUUCUCAAGUCUUAAACACAGUAGAGAAAACAAUUUUACUGACUUAGAAAAAGGAUGACCAGAAAAAAAAAAACUUGACUUGCCCCUCGGGGCUUUCCUUUGCUUUUUUGUGAAACAAUGGCAAGCCAACUCUCCUGGCCUCCAGCAAUAAUUGAAACCCCACAGACUCUGCUGUUCAAUAAUAGACUUGAAAAAUGGGAACCACUUGUUAAAACUUUAUUAUAUUUCAUGGAAUAUAUGUUUUUUUGAUAAAUCUUAAUCUGAAAGGUAACUAGUAAGUAAAGCUCCGCAGAAAUAAGUUGGAUAUUUUCUCCUCAAGCACUGAAAUUGAAAUAUUCAAGUACAGUGCAAUUACCACUUGUAUGUAAGUGCAAGUACUUAAGGAAAUUAGCUUUUAAAUGAAAAACACAUAAAACAAAUUAAAUUAAAAAUACCAGGUUUAAAUACUUAAACUGUCAAUAAAAAGUGCAGGGUUAUAUCUGUGAACACACUGUUGGGUUGUGUGGAAAUGCAUGCUGGGUCAAAUGGGCUGUAAGUGGUUCACUGAAAUAAAAAAAUGUAACACA